This is a messenger RNA of Lytechinus variegatus (green sea urchin), 2302 nucleotides long. RefSeq lists its product as uncharacterized. NCBI's taxonomy places the organism in Eukaryota, Metazoa, Echinodermata, Echinoidea, Temnopleuroida, Toxopneustidae. The transcript has 8 exons. The record is from RefSeq and is a predicted model, not a curated record. Bases 130 to 1095 code for a protein of 321 amino acids.
GUGUCUGUGUAGGUCAUUAAGCGCAUUCACACGUAAGACGUAGUCGUGUGUUGAUCGGGACUCGCCAACAUUUCUGCUCGAAUUUUACAAAUGGAUCAUCUUAAGAAAAGGUGCAUGUAACCUACCACUAUGGCUCAAGAUAGAUCUAUGUUAAUUGGAAUGUUAGUCUGUUGUUUAGCUGUGGUCAGCAUCGUAGCUUUAGUUCUUGGUAUCAUCAGUCUCAAUUCCCAACAAGACAUGCAAGGAGCAAGUAGGACUACCAAUGCUACACAAUCGAUUAACAUCUAUAAUAGACCAGCAACAGAGGGCACCCCGGAUAGCAGUGAUGAUAAAAUCUGGUUGUUCGCCAUUGGCCAUUAUGAUGACAAAAGGCAGUAUUUGGAUGAGUCGACCUACACUAUCAAGGGAUUCACUCCUGAUAUCGUUGACGCUGUGUGUGCGAUUGCAAACAAGAAUUGUAGAUUGGUGUAUGAUAUCUACGAGAAUUGUUGGGACAAUCAAGCAGGCCAGCGCCCCAGAGGUGGCCCCGGUCUCAUGGGCAAUUGGUAUGAUGCUUGUGCAGAAUGGGUCCAAACUUAUGAUCGACGUCUGACAUAUUAUUUUACGGUACCGUUCACAAAAGGAGGUAGUGUGGCCCUCUAUGCGAAGAAUGACAGCUCAGUGACGUAUGAUGAUUUGACCAAUCAGAAAGUUGGAUUUCUCGAUGGAUGGAACUCGGAUGAGUUCUGUCUUGCCCGAUAUAAGAACAUCGCGGGGUCCACACUUGGUCCAAAUCAGAUAUUUCAUUAUCAGUCAGCUGAUCUCUUAAUAGAUGCAGUACAAAAUGGAUUUAUUGAUGUUGCGUUUGGAGAGAACAUUGCACAAUUCUCUACCUCGUUGAAACGUAUCUCACCGCUUGGCUUUGAGAAUAAUUGUAUAGCUGGUGGCGCCUCAAUCAUGACACGACAUACGAACCGUUAUCUGGUUAAUUGGUGGAACGACGCUUUCCAACGACUCAAUGACAGAGGUCGCUAUAACGAAAUCUGUGAUUCUAUUCAUGAGCGCCACGGUCAUAUUCCAAGUGGAAAUUACACGGACAUCUGCAUCGGAUACUAGUUUAUCCUAGGAGCUGAUUCAUUAAUUGUUUACCUAUCUCCAAAUACAGAUAUGUAGAAUAUAGUAGGUUAGAAUUUUGGAGAAAAAGAGAGGGUGGAUGAUGGAAAGUAAGCAAAUGUAUGUAAUAAUUGCGUCUUAAUAAGGAAAUAUUUUCAUAUUUACGAUAAUCGUUUUUCUGCAAUCUAGUUCUCAAAAAGAUGAUAAAUAAAUCAAUGCUACCUGAAAUGUAGUCUUAUAUUAAUCUGGUCGAGCCUACAGAUAAACUUUAAACAAGGCCCCUUGUAGGUUAUUUCAAACACCUAUAUACAGACUGAGGACUAAUCGCGAAAGGCCGGUGGCCUAUGUUUUUUUUUUUUUCAAGCAUACAGUAAGGGCUAACUCUGUCCUGGAGGCUUGAAUAGGACUACACAAUCAGGACAUGUAUCUUUUUUUAGAAUUUUGCCUCGAUUAUUAAUAAAAAAGAGAAAACUUUGAAAAAUAGUUCAAAGCGAGACUUGAUAGUUUGAUCAUGCUUUGUUAAACAUUGAAGUUGACCAUUUUAUUAAGUAAACUUUUAUUGCACGUUGGCACAUGAAUCAGGUCGGGAGUAGAGGGCAGUGGCCUAGAAACAAAAAUCCAUGAUUAAAGGGAAAAAAAGAAGAAAAUGGAAGAUAACGACAUGAAAACAGGUUAAGUGUAAUUUGAUUAAAAUUGAUCACAAAAUUAGCUUUUGGUCUAAAAAAGGGUCAAUAUUUUUCGCUCGCUCGUGACAUUGUAGAAAUUUUCCACAGUAAGAUAAGAUUGACAUGUCAAUUGUUUGGCGCCACUUGAGGGGUUGCAUAAAGGUCUGUAGGUUUGUAUUACACAAUGGGUCAUUAAGGGGCGGAGAAGGAGAGCGAGGGGGGAGUAUGGGUACAUAAGUAGACGUCAUUGAAGGUUUUUCUUUAAUAUGUCUACUAAUUUCUCAUUUUAGCCUAGGUCAAGUUUACACAACGUUCAGAAACCACCUAUGAUUACUUCUCAAAAAUUCUGAUUAUGAUGUUAAUGACUAUAAUAUAUCUAAAAAAUGUAUUAUCGGUUUCAUAUUUCUUAGUGCUUUUCACAUUAUAUUCUUUUAUAAUCAUUUCAUAUUACGAUUUCCUAUACUUUCCUUGUUUCUUGUAACGAUUUGUAUACUUCCGCAUAUGCUGUAAACCUAUUUUGAAAUUAAUAAAAUUUGAUGAGAACA